GCGUGUGUGUGUGUGUGUUUGUUGACUGGGUUCACUCACCCUAUCUGUCUCUGGGCAGAAAUGAGUAGAGCUGCGCUCCUAUCUCUGAUCCUUGCCUUACUGUACGGAACCUCCAGCCAGAAUGAAAAAGGGCAAGAACUUAAAGUGGAAGUCUUGCUGAAACCUGAAGGCUGUCCUGAGCUAUCGACAUUUGGAGACACUCUUCACAUCCACUACACUGGGAAGCUGGAAGAUGGAACCUUGUUUGAUAAUUCUUUAAUCCGGGAUCCUCUGGUGGUUGAACUUGGCAAAAAGCAGGUUAUUCCAGGUUUGGAACAGGGUCUCCUCGAUAUGUGUGUUGGAGAGAAGAGGAAGUUAACUAUUCCAUCUAACCUUGCAUAUGGGAAACGAGGCUUUCCACCCUCCAUUCCAGGAGAUUCUGUAUUGUUGUUUGAGACAGAGUUGAUCACUUUGGUGAAAUCAACAUACUGGAAGAAAAUAAUGGACAAUGUAAUCCCAAUCACCUGCCUCCUACUGGUCCCUGGACUUUUGUGCCUAAUAGGCUAUUAUCUCUAUCUUAAAGCAAAUACACCAAAAAUCUCCAAACGGAAACUCAAAGAGGAGAAAAAAAGCAAAGGAAAAAAUAAAUAAUUUUUCUGCAAAA
This is a messenger RNA of Stegostoma tigrinum, 643 nucleotides long. It is a transcript of the gene fkbp11, whose product is annotated as FKBP prolyl isomerase 11. Gene Ontology annotation, biological process: protein peptidyl-prolyl isomerization. Gene Ontology annotation, molecular function: peptidyl-prolyl cis-trans isomerase activity. The transcript has 6 exons. Lineage: Eukaryota; Metazoa; Chordata; Chondrichthyes; Orectolobiformes; Stegostomatidae. The coding region runs from base 61 to 630 and encodes 189 amino acids. The record is from RefSeq and is a predicted model, not a curated record.